AUGCAGAGAGCACUAGGAGCAUCUGAGCCUCCUGGAACUCCCAUGAUGAAACAACAGGCCUCACCAAACAAAGUCACAGCACCUGCCAAAGACGUAAAUAAGGAAACUUGCCAACUAGAUAAACCUCAAAAGAAAGACACUUCAACACCAGCUGGAUCUCAAACAAAGCAGACAUCCGCGCCAGGUUCCCCGCACAGGAAACCAUUGACACAAGCAGAGCAACAAGCAAAGCCUGAAGUCAUGAAAGCACCAGAAAGUCACCCAGCACUUGGCCCAAAAAGUCCACAGAUGGGCAGUAGGGUAGAUCCUAAGAAACCACCAGACCAGAUGAGUCAAACGGAACGCAAGCAGAGCAGUGCCUCAGUAAAACAAGAGGAGUCAGGUUUCUUUGGACUUGGUGGUCCCAAAUCUAAACCAGAUGCUGCAAAACCUGCUGAAUCAAUAGGUGGGAAAAUGUUUGGCUUUGGCUCCUCCAUCUUUAGCUCUGCAUCAACUUUAAUAAAGACACCACCUGCUUCUCCCAAGAAGUCUGCAGCAUCGAAACCACCUCUUUCUCAGAAACAAGAGCAGGAGAAAAAACUAGAGCAAGCGCAGCAACCCAAGACCUCCCCAAUGCUACAAACCAAGGUAGAAAAAGCUCCAUCAGGGCCUCCAAGGGAUGCAGCAGCUUCCCCAUCUGUACCCAAGGAAGGCCAAUCUAUUUGUCCACUCUGCAAAGUGAAACUUAACUUUGGCUCCAAGGAACCUCCUAACUACAACCACUGCACUGAAUGCAAGAACACUGUCUGUAACCAAUGUGGAUUUAAUCCAAUGCCAAAUGUUUCCGAGGUAAAGGAAUGGUUAUGUCUCAACUGUCAAAUGCAGAGAGCUCUUGGUUCAUCUGAACUUACAGCACCUCCUGUGAAACCUCAAAAUACAGCCAACAAAACUUCUCCAUCUUCUGCACAUGAGAAAAUUACACCCCCUAAAAAAGAGGAAACUCUUAAGAAGGAUCUACUGAAAUCUGAUGCAUCUCAAAAAAUGGCAAAUCCAGUGGCUGAUACACUUCUCAAGAAGGGAGGUUCCACACCAGGCUCUCCCAAGAAAACACAGCCUAUAGCAGUGACUAAGACUUCUAAAGAACCAGAUGGUGACACACAAGGCAGCCCAACUCCUAGUAAGAAAUUAACCCCGGAUCAGGCGGGGGCCUCACAGUCCCAGAAACAAACUUCCCAGGCAGAUGAUCCAGGAAUCAAACAGAGUAAAGUCACCGCAGAUACUCAGAAGGAGUUAGGAAACCAAGUCAUCACUGGUGGACUCAAAACAACACCUGAAAGUUCAAAAACAACGGAGUCAGUGACUGGAAAGAUGUUUGGCUUUGGUUCUUCCAUUUUUAGCUCAGCAUCCACUCUGAUAUCAUCUGCUGUUCAGGAAGAAUCACGCGGUACACCACCAAGCCCUCGUAAGAUGUCUGCACCAGCACAUGUCUCCCGAAAGAUGUCCACUGUGCCCAUAACUUCUCCAAUAAGUACACCAACAGUUUCUCCCAAAAUGUCACCAGCAAAAGAGCCAAAACUACUUACUCAGAAGCAAGAACAGGAGAAGAAACCAGAGAAAUCCAGCCAAGGCAAAGAGGAUAAAGCUCCAUUACAGCCACCAAAAGCAGCAACAGUUACCCAAGCAUCUUCUAAAGCAUCCAAGGCCAGCUGUCCAUUGUGCAAGGUUGAGCUUAACAUUGGUACCAAGGAACCCCCAAAUUACAACUCCUGCACAGAGUGCAAGACAACGGUCUGUACUCAGUGUGGAUUUAACCCGAUGCCUAUGGGAGAGGUCAAAGAAUGGCUAUGUCUAAACUGCCAGAUGAAAAGAGCAGUUGAAGCAGCCGAGCCACCAGGGCCUCCCUCAAUGAAGUCCCAAACAUCACCCAGUAAAGUUCCUUCACCUGCUCCAGUCCAGUUGAAGGACUCUUCCAAACCUGCUGCACCUCAAAAGAAGGACAGCUCAGAACCAGACGUACAACAGAGGAAGCAGUCUAUAGCACCAUUGCCACCUGGCAAACAAGACUCUGCCACUCCACCACUGAAGCAAGUCAGUCCAGCAACUGAUCGUAAAGUACCUGAAGAAAGACAGAGGACAGGGUCAAAGGAGGCAGCAAAGCUGGAUAGCCAAGUUCAACGAAAACAAAGUACUGCUUCAACAGGGUCACAGCAAGACUCAGGAGGCCUCUUUGGUUUUGGUGGUGGUAAAAGUCAACCAGAUUCUGCAAAGCCUGCAGAGUCAGUUUCUGGGAAGAUGUUUGGCUUUGGAUCUUCUAUCUUCAGUUCUGCAUCCACUUUGAUAACCUCAGCUGUUGACCAGCCCAAAACUACUCCACCAGUUUCUCCAAAGAUAUCUCCUGCCAAGGAUAUGAAGGCUACUGAUACCCAGAAGCUUGGGCCGCAAAAGACAGCAGAGCAGCCCCAGCAGACCAAGACAACUCCUUUUGGACAGGGCAAGGUUGACAAAGUCCAAUCAGAGUCCCCCAAGCCUACAGAAUCUCCCCAGGUACUUGUCAAACCUGGCCAGUCCACCUGUCCACUCUGCAACUUGAAACUCAAUACGGAUUCAAAAGAUCCACCAAACUACAGUACCUGCACUGAAUGCAAGAACACUGUGUGUAACCAGUGUGGAUUUACCCCAAUACCUACAGGAGAGGUCAAAGAGUGGCUAUGUCUAAACUGCCAGAUGAAAAGAGCAGUUGAAGCAGCUGAGCCACCAGGGCCUCCCUCAAUGAAGUCCCAAACAUCACCCAGUAAAGUUCCUUCACCUGCUCCCGUCCAGUUAAAGGACUCUUCCAAACCAGCUGCACCCCAAAAGAAGGACAGCUCAGAACCAGUCUUGCAACAGAGGAAGCAGUCUAUAGCACCAUUGCCACCUGGCAAACAAGACUCUGCCACUCCACCACUGAAGCAAGUCAGUCCAGCAACUGAUCGUAAAGUACCUGAAGAAAGACAGAAGACAGGGUCAAAGGAGGCAGAAAAGCUGGAUAGCCAAGUUCAACGAAAACAAAGUACUGCUUCAACAGGGUCACAGCAAGACUCAGGGGGCCUCUUUGGUUUUGGUGGUGGUAAAAGUCAACCAGAUUCUACAAAGCCUGCGGAGUCAGUUUCUGGGAAGAUGUUUGGCUUUGGAUCUUCUAUCUUCAGUUCUGCAUCCACUUUGAUAACCUCAGCAGUUGACCAGCCCAAAACUACUCCACCAGUUUCUCCAAAGCUGUCCCCAGCAAAAGAGAUUAAAUCCCCUGCUGACCAGAGGAAAGAACAACAGAAGAAGCCAGAACAACCCAAGCAGACACCUCAGUCAGUCCAGGCCAAAGUGGACAAGGCUCCAACAGCUGCUAAAUUAGUCCCCCAAGGAGCUGUCAAACCUGGCCAGUCUGCUUGUCCACUCUGUAAGGCUGAGCUCAACAUUGGUUCUAAAGAUCCACCAAACUACAGUACCUGCACUGAAUGCAAGAACACUGUGUGUAACCAGUGUGGAUUUACCCCAAUACCUACAGGAGAGGUCAAAGAGUGGCUAUGUCUAAACUGCCAGAUGAAAAGAGCAGUUGAAGCAGCUGAGCCACCAGGGCCUCCCUCAAUGAAGUCCCAAACAUCACCCAGUAAAGUUCCUUCACCUGCUCCAGUCCAGUUGAAGGACUCUUCCAAACCAGCUGCACCUCUAAAGAAGGACAGCUCAGAACCAGACGUACAACAGAGGAAGCAGUCUAUAGCACCAUUGCCACCUGGCAAACAAGACUCUGCCACUCCACCACUGAAGCAAGUCAGUCCAGCAACUGAUCGUAAAGUACCUGAAGAAAGACCGAAGACAGGGUCAAAGGAGGCAGCAAAGCUGGAUAGCCAAGUUCAACCUGUUGACCAGCCCAAAACUACGCCACCAGUUUCUCCCAAGAUAUCCCAGGCAAAAGAGAUUAAAUCCCCUGCGGACCAGAGGAAAGAACAACAGAAGAAGCCAGAGCAACCCAAGCAGACACCUCAGUCAGUCCAGGCCAAAGUGGACAAGGCUCCAACAGCUGCUGAAGUAGUCCCCCAAGGAGCUGUUAAACCUGGCCAGUCUGCUUGUCCACUCUCUGUUGACCAGCCCAAAACUACGCCACCAGUUUCUCCCAAGAUAUCCCAGGCAAAAGAGAUUAAAUCCCCUGCGGACCAGAGGAAAGAACAACAGAAGAAGCCAGAGCAACCCAAGCAGACACCUCAGUCAGUCCAGGCCAAAGUGGACAAGGUUCCAACAGCUGCUAAAGUAGUCCCCCAAGGAGCUGUCAAACCUGGCCAGUCUGCUUGUCCACUCUGUAAGGCUGAGCUCAACAUUGGUUCUAAAGAUCCACCAAACUACAGUACCUGCACUGAAUGCAAAAACACUGUGUGUAACCAGUGUGGAUUCAACCCCAUGCCAACACUGUCAGAAGACAAGGAAUGGCUUUGCCUCAACUGCCAGAUGCAAAGAGCCCUAGGAGCUUCUGAACCUCAAGGCCUCCCUAUGAUAAAACCUCAACCUUCACCAAGCAAAGAGGUUCCUGUCACCGCACAGAAGAAAGAGACACCACUGUCAACUUCUCAGGAUGACACCCUCAAACUGGCUGCACCCCUAAUUGAGCCAGCCCCAACCAAGGACAUCAAAUCCCCAGCCCUUGAUGCAACAAAGAAAGAGGCUCUUUCAGCGGCUACGUUGCCAGACAAAACUGCUCAAUCCACCGAAACAAAGACUGAUGUUUCACCGCCUUCUCAAAUGACUUCUAAAGAGACAGCUAAAGGACUACCUGGUGCGCCUCAACAGCAGCCUCCUAAAGGUGUGAGUGUUCCUGCAAAGUCUGUCCCCCAACCAGAUCCAGAGGCAGGAAAGCCAGCACAGCAAAAGUCACCACAAGCUGUGACUUCAACUGCUAAGUCUACUCCUCCACCCAGUAAAGAAGUGGGAAAGCUACCCUCACAAGCAUCCGCAAAAGCUGGUACCUCUCCAGCAAAAUCUGCACCACCAACAACUCAGCCUGCAAAACAGGAAUCAGGAGGUUUCUUUGGUUUUGGCGGUCCUAAAACAACACCUUCUGCAGCAAAGUCUGCUGCAGUGACUGGCAAGAUGUUUGGCUUUGGGUCAUCCUUCUUAAGCUCUGCAUCCACUUUAAUUACCUCAGCAGUCCAGGAUGAACCUAAAACUACACCGCCAACUCCAAGGAAGAUGUCCACUACAACCAGUGUCUCUCCUAAAGCGACACCGCCAGCCUCUCCUAAAAAGUUACCUGCAAAGGAUAUGAAGACACCUCAGGAGAGGAAAGCUCAGGAACCACAACAGGAAAAGACUUCUUCAACAGAACAAGCCAAAGUAAAGGAAGCUCCACCACAGCCUUCCAAGGCACCAAUAGACAGCCAAGGUGCUCCAAAAGAAGGUCUAUCUAACUGUCCACUGUGUAAGAUUACGCUCAACAAGUUUUCCAAAGAUCCUCCAAAUUACAACACUUGCACAGAGUGCAAGACUGAUGUCUGCAGCCAAUGUGGAUUUAAUCCCGUGCCAAAUGUGGCAGAGGUAAAAGAAUGGCUUUGUCUAAACUGCCAGAUGCAAAGAGCCCUAGGAGCAACUGAGCCCACUGGUCGCCCUGUAGUAAAACCAUUGCAAACCCCAGGCAAGGUUCUUACAACUGGCUCUGACAAGGCUGAAAAGACAGAUGUACCAGCAGUAAUCCAGAAGGAGAAGCCCCCAGAAUCUACAGCAGUCACAAAAGAGGUACCACAGGCAACUACACAAAAGAAGGAAACCCCAAAAGCAGCAGCUCCUUUGCCAGCAAAGACAGACAUACUAGGACAAGGUUCUUUGCAAAAGCCACAGGUCCUUUCAGGUACAGAGCAGGGACAGGGACAAGACAUGGCUGUCCAGCAGCAGAAGCCUGUCGAAAAAGCCCCAAAGGUGCAGCCCCCUCAAACUACUGUGCCAGUGACCAAAGGAGGUCCUACAAAACAGGAGGUUGGAAAACCGCCACAGGAACCCUCAAGAUCUGCUACCCCUCCUGCCAAAUCUGCGCCACAACCUACUCAACCUGCAAAACAACAGGAAUCAGGAGGCCUCUUUGGCUUUGGUGGUCCUAAAACCCAGCCUGCUGCUGCAAAGCCUGCUGAGUCGGUCAAAGGAAAGAUGUUUGGUUUUGGUUCUUCUCUCUUCAGCUCUGCAUCUACAUUGAUUACGUCCGCUGUCCAAGAUGAACCUAAGUCUACACCACCUACCCCACGAAAGAUGUCCAUUGCAACCCAGGGCUCUCCUAAAACUACACCUCCAGCUUCUCCUAAGAUGCCCCCUGCAAAAGAGACAAAACUGCCUGCUGCACAGGUAUCUGGGCCACCUCAACAGGCCAAGCCCACUGAACAGGCCAAGGAAAAGAAGGCAGAGCCUCCAAAGCCAGAGCCUCCUAAACCCACUGAAGUCACUCAAGUUCCUCCUAAAGCAGUUCUGUCAACCUGUCCUCUUUGUAAAGUGGAACUCAACAUUGGCUCCAAGGACCCUCCAAAUUACAACACCUGCACUGAAUGCAAGAACACUGUGUGCAGUCUUUGUGGAUUUAACCCAACGCCUCAUACAUCAACAAAGGAAUGGCUGUGUCUGAACUGCCAGACUCAAAGGGCAUUGUCGGGACAGCUGGGAGACGUAGGAAAAAUGCCCCAGCCUACACCUGUAUCUGCAAAGCCAGACAUCUCAGCCACACCUGUGACCACAAAGGCACAUCCCAAAACUGUUCCGACAAAGACAGAGCCCACACCCCCUAUUGCGAAAUCCCAGCCCCCAGAGGACUCCAUCAAGAUACCAACAGUCCCAAGCCCAAGGGUAAAGGCGGAACCUACAUCUACCAAUGUAGACACCGCAGCAGCAGCAGCUUCCACACAAAUGGAGCAAAAGACUGCAUUAAUUCCCACAACUUCAAAGGUUCCAUCAGAAAAACUGCCUCUUGUAACUUCAAAAGCAGAAGUCAUUGAACCCACAAUGGCCCCAGAGCAAGAGCCAGUGGUAACAUCGAUAGGGAAUACAGAUGUUCCAAAGACUGACACAGUUGGAGAUAAUGAAGAGGCAGUGAAAAUGGAGUCCUGUGUGACAGAAUUUCCCAGAGCUGAAGAGACUAAACCUUACCUUUCAACUGUCAAAGUUAAAGCAGAUGAAGCUGAGGCUCCCUCAUUCCCAGUGACUAUGGCUACAACUGUACCAACUCCUCCUAUUGCUGCAGAGGUAGUUGGAGUUGUUCCAGGGAUUGAAACAAAGCCAGAACUGUCUGCUCCAGAGAGGGCUAUUGAGGAAGUGCUGCAGAAUGAUCAUAUCAAACAGACCCAGCCAACAAAGUCUUUACAGCAAGCCGAGGUUGAACCAAAGUCACAAGUACCAGAACAGGCAUUAGAGGUAGAACCUGUCAGCAAAGAAGUGGAGGAUAAGCCAGCUGAAAACAUUGCUGAUGUGAACUCAGCUCCAGAGAAAGUACCAGUAUCUACAAAGGACACUAUCAUCAAAGUCCAGAGGAGAAGGCUGGAGGUCAGCAAUGUUUCAUCCAGCAGCGAGGACAUCAGAACUGAAAGUGCUGACUCAAACAUAGAUGAUGAAGAGUUUAUCCGUAGGCAGAUAAUGGGCAUGGGUGAUGAAGAGGAAAUGUCUCUUUCGGAAGAUGAAAAACAAGAGACUUUGGACAAUGAGGAAGCCAUCAUGGAGGCUGAGCUCGAAAAUGCUUCAGCAACAGCCAAGUCACUAAAGAGUAGCACAGAAGAUGAAAGCAACCAAGCCAAGACAAUAGCCCCCAAAACAGACAACACAACUCCAGAAGUUCCUGAAACACUGCCCAUCACUUCUUUCAAGAAAGCCCGUCCUGUCUUGAGACAGAGACAAAGCACUGAUGAGGAAGUGGAGAGCAUCACUGAAUCCCUGUCCAAGGGAUCAUCGAGUGUUCAGGUAUCUAGCUUUACUCCAGGAUCUUCACCUACAUCAGCUUCAUCACUGGAGGAGGACAGUGACAGCAGUCCAAGUCACAGAAAGGUCAAAGGGGACAAACAACAUCGCAAAGGUAGGCACAGGCACCCAACAGAGCCUCUCCCCACUAUUGACUCCUCUGAGGAAGAAAAGAUGAAGGAUGAAGAUAAGUCUAAGAAAGACAAAGAGGAACUGAGGACCCAUGGCAAAUUACCGUCUCCUACUAAUGAUGGCUCUUCAACAGAGGACCUGAAAAAGGUCACAGUCAUUGAAGACACAUAUAAAACAUCUGGCUCUGAGUACUCAGCUAGUAUAGAAUCAGAAGCAGAGACUAGAAGAGCUGUACAGAGAGGACGUAAGCCUUCACCAACAGUGAUACCAUACACUCUCCCUGAUCCAUUUGAAGAGAAGUAUACAGUGGAAAAAUCCUUGAAGAGUGCUGAAGAAGCAUAUGAGGAAAUUAUUCAGAAAUCAAGAGCCAUUCCAGGGGAGAGUCCUCCUGAUAUUGAGCCACUCUAUGGAGGAAUGGCAAUAGAGGACUAUCUUUAUGAAUCCUUGGUUGAAGAUCCUGAAAUCAAGAUGAGUGAAACUCAAGAAGAAGAAUACCAACUUGACACUGGCUCUGAAAGUAGCAAAAGACUCAGGUCUCCAGAAGAGGUUUAUGAAGAGAUGAUGCAAAAAAAGAGAGAAUUAAUGAUGAUAGAACAAGAGUUUCAUCAGGCACAGACUGCCAUGGAAACCUCCUCACCAGAGGUCUCUAGUCCUAUGCCUCCCCCACCCAUACCACCAAAGCCUGUGUCAAUUCCAGCCGGACUGGUUUUCAGCCACAAGCCAGGAGAGAGCGUCAAGCCACCUCCACACGUAGUUCCAAAAGCUGCAACACUGCCCAGGACUAAAGAACCUCCAAAUGCUCUGUCUCUUAGCAUGACACGCCCUGUGGAGUCGAGAUUGGGUGCAACAUCACCGAAGUCACCUUUGUCCCCAAGACAUGUCAAAUGUUUACAGACCUAUGUGGUGAUUACUCUUCCAUCUGAGCCUGGUUCACCAACUGAGGGAAUAACAGUCCAGGCACCUGUAAGACGUGGCUCUAUCCCAUCUACAAGAGUGGCAGGGGUACGCACCACGCCACAAGAGCAGAAAACACCAACUGAUGCAUUUUCAGCACAGGCUGCAGUCAGAAGAGCCUCUGUCCCCACUGUGAGACAUCAACCUCCGAUACCUGCAGCUCCAAUUGUGGCAGCAGAACAAGUGACGCCUUUGGAGAUUGGAGCUGGAAGGGCCAAGAAGGACUCUCUGCCUCCUGUAGUGCCAUUGCCACCAUCUGGGGCUGAUGUAAUCUCAGUGUCAUCUACGUAUGAAGCACCAACAGAGGUGGUUACGACUGAGGCCUUUGCUGCCACAAGAAGAGAAUCCAUAACCAUGCAGCCAAAAAUGCCCCUGGCACAGGUCGUAAACUUGCCAGCUGAGAAAGAUAUCCCAACUGAUGGUCAUCCUGUUCAGUAUCCCUAUAGAAGAGGAUCUAUUCCUUCAACAGAACAAAUACCCCAGGUAUUGAGUUAUUCAUCAGAAUAUGAUCACCCUCUAGAGAUUAUCACUACUGAGGCAUACACCAGAAGAACCUCAAUACCCACCUCUCAAAAUAUUCCACAGGGUGUAUCUGUGGCCCCACUCACCAUUACUAAAAUUCAGCAAGAGUCUAUUGAGAGCCAAGAGAUUCGAGGACCAGAAAAGGUGGUCUCCAGUAUGAGUCAUAUGUACUCAUCUUCAAUUUCCACCUCUGGCCAGCCUCCUGAAAGCCGUCCUGAAUUGGUCACUCAGGUGGUCACCACUGAGGUCCAGAGGACAACUGUUUCUGUGGUCCAUGAAAGACUUCCACAGGUCCCUCCACCCAGUGCAACAGUAGCCAUACAACCAGACAUGACCAAGGUCCAGCCUUUGCCAAAACAGAAUGGGAGGAUGGUCUAUCCUGGGGAUGUUGUUGAUUUACGUACCAUGAAGGUUGGAGUAAGGAUGACUGAGCAAGGAAUGGACCUGACGCCACCUGAGUCCUGUCGACAGUCUGUUUCAAGUGACUCCAGCUUGCGUCAAAUAACAGCAGUGCAGCCUGAGAUAGUAAAUCUUAGUGCAGAGAUCACACCUGCAACAACACUGUCUGUUGUCACUGACAGCAUCACAAUAGUCACAUGCACAGCCACCAUUUCCUCAUAUAACAACCCACCAGCAGAGAAACCCCUUGAUUUGCAAGGCCCUGUUAUGUCAUUGCCUUUGUCUUUAACCACAUACAAACCAUUUGAACCACUAGCGCAAAUUGUAUACAGACCUGUGAAAACCCAGGCGGUUGCAAGGUCAGUGGCAUCCACAGCUCAAGAAAUCCCAAUGAAUCUUUCCUAUGGAGUCUACUCAGGAGUUAAACAGCCAAUAUCUUCAACCCAAACAGCUAUCAGCAAUGGAGGUCCUGUCCUUUCUCUAGAGGCCACAGGGGCUAUGGAUUUGUCAAACUACAGACCAGUGAGAGCUAUGGUAGCUUUGUCUGGCACAAGCCCAGGAGUCGUGACUACUGUUGUAGAGGAUGAUGGGACUCCAGUUGACCUUACAGCUGGUAGGAGGAGUGUCUGCUGUGAUGUCAUCUACAAGCUACCAUUCACAGGAAGCUGCAGAACACAGCCCGCGGUCACAGCUCAGCCUGACAACCGUUUUGGCUACAGGGAUGACCACUAUCAAUAUGAUCAUGCUGGACUGUAUGGUAUCAAAGGCAUGAAUGGUAUCAAAUCUUCAAUGUCUGAGACAAACCUGACGGAGCCAGGGCUCUUCUCUUAUGACCCCAAGAGUGAAUAUGACUACCUUGGUGGAUCCUCAGAUGGCGCCAUAGACCUCACUGCCACAAAACUUUCUGCUGGUAAAGCUCUUGACUACACCAGCAAAGCUACUGGCACCUACCCUGGGAUGAAGACAGCUCCGUACUCCCAGGUCCCUGCUGCUGGAUUUGGUGUUAAUAGUGUUCUUAGAACCUCAGAUGGAAUAGUUUAUUCCUCUGUAGCUGCUCCAGUCCCAUCCACAUAUGCAAUUACAACUCAACCAGGUUCCCUCUUUAGCACUACCUUAACACCCACAUCAACAGUCCAGAACCAGCCAUCGCCACACCCUUAUGGUUUUAUUCCCAGUACAGACCCAGGGCAGAUAAUUGCUUUUGACGCAGGGCUACCCAAGGAGCUCCUUCCCACUGCUUUGGCUGACAUCAUAACAGGCUAUCCAGACAUGUACUCAGACACCACUCUGGAAGCACUUGCAGCCUCCCUUGAUGCCCUAGCCUCCUCCCCCAUAUUCCCUGGCUUAGACAACACUAAGAUGGCACAGUAUCAGAUGGAGAGGGAGUUUCUUGAGCUAGAAAAGCUUAAGCAACUGUGUCUUGCUGAGGAGCUGGAGUGGGAGAGGCAGGAGAUCCAGCGUUACCGUGAACAAGAGCAGUUUAUGGUCCAAAGGGAGCUUGAGGAGCUACAAGCUCUGAAACAACAGCUUCUCAUGCAGCAAGAGGAAGAGCACCAUGCCCACAUGGUGGCCCAGCAGGAGACGUAUGCCCAGCAGAAAGAGCAAUUGCAACAAAUACAACAUCUCCAACUGCAACUCCAGCGUCAGCUAGAUGAACACUAUGAUGAGUCUACAACUCCAUCUAUUGGGGGACAGUUUGAGGAAGAUCAGGACCAGCUUAGUGUGGUAAAAAGGCUUCAAGCUGAUCAGGACACUGGGAAGAGAAUAAUUGAUAGUGGAGUGCAAACAGACGAUGAAGACUCAGCAGAAAAGCAGCAUGUGGGAAGACGAAAGAAAAAUAAAAGAAAUAUUGAUAGCUCUGCCCAGACUGAUGACGAGGAUCAAGAUGAAUGGGACACUCCUACAAAAGCUAGACGACGUUCGCGAAAACAUAGCAGUGAGGGGAAACAUGGGUCCAAGGUCUCAAGCAUUGCUAUCCAGACAGUAGCAGAGAUUUCUGUCCAGACUGACCACUCUGGAACUAUCAAACGACCCAAUGUCCAGAUGGACACUAGGGUGGAAAUAAUCAAGCAUAUCUCAGCUCCAGAGAACUCUCAGAGAGGUGGCAGUCUGAGCUGUCAGACUGAUUUAGACAGAAGACAUACACCAAUUGAAGUGGCCUACAGCACACAUUUAACAGCUGAUGUUCCCUCAAAGUCCAAAGUCUUCUACAAUCAAGUGUCCCCCCUGUCUCCAGAAAAGUCACUUACAGGGCAGAGAAUGCUGACUGCUGAUCCAAACAGAUUUUCCUCCGGCCCUAGGAUAUUGAAGGCUGGUCAAAAAUCUCUGUCUGACCCUAAAUCCCUUAGUCCUUCCACAGAUGACAGGAUGGGUGGAUACUAUGCAGACAGCUACUCUGGUCGAGGUUCCCCCUCUAGUACAGGUAAAAAGGUCAAGCGGACACUACCAGACCCCCCUCCUGAGGAUGACUCCAUGGCAGGACGAUCAGGCUAUAGCACCAACUCUGCUCGUCGGCGUCUUGCCCGAAGCACAACCAUAGCCAGGGCAAAGAUUCUGCAGGACAUUGACAAGGAGCUUGAUCUGGUGGAGAGAGAAUCUUCUAAACUUCGCAAGAAACAGGCCGAGCUAGAUGAAGAAGAAAAAGAGAUUGACGCUAAGUUACGAUACCUGGAGAUGGGUAUCAACCGGCGCAAGGACGCCUUGCUGAAGGAAAGAGAGAAGAGAGAGCGGGCCUAUCUUCAAGGGGUAGCUGAGGAAAGAGACUACAUGUCAGACAGUGAGGUUGCCAACAUCCGAGAGGCCAGGGGAGAUGGCCUAGAAAGACCACGGACAGCACCCCAGUCAGAAUUUGACCAAUUUAUCCCCCCACAGACAGAAGCAGACUCUCAGUACAACACGCUUACUAGUCCCUACUCUCACUAUGCUCAGUAUGUUCCCCAGACCCAAACUACCAGCCACUACACCCAGCAGAACAUAUAUCAGCAACAGUCCCUUUACCACCAACAGGUGUCUCCUUACCAAACUCUUUCCCUCUCCCAUGCUCAGAAUCAGCCAAGUAGCUACCAACAUGCUCUGCUCUUGCAGCAGGGAAAGCAGCGACAAUCCAACAUGUCAGAUAUAGACCCCAAAAUCACCACCAACUAUGAAGCCAUUCGCAACCAGCCACUUCUCAUUGUGCCAACCUCCACAGAAAGCGGCUAUGGGGUGGCUCACCUUGGGGGAAAGUAUGGGAGCUUGGACUUGAGGUUGGGUCUAGAGGAGAGAAGCAUGGCCUCUAGUCCAAUGUCUAGCAUUUCUGCGGAUUCCUUUUAUGCCGAUAUUGACCACCACAAUGCCAGGAACUAUGUACUGAUAGAAGAUAUUGGGGAGCUAACCAAGACCUCAACAGGGCUGAGCAACACUGGCUUAGGUUCUGGAUUCAACCUGCCUGAUAAGGAGUUGUCCAAGGCAGAUAGGCUACUAAGGGCAGCAGAAGUCAGGCGCACAGCAGAGGUGGCUGAUUUUUUAGGCUCGUCUCGGCUUCAGGGUUACGGUAAAGGUGAAGAUGACACUAUGGAGGAGCCUUAUGAGCUGAAGCUAUUAAAGCAGCAAAUUAAGCAGGAGUUCAGGCGGGGAACCGAGGGACUAGAACACUUAACAGGGCUUGGCCUUCCCCAGUAUCUCCCCAGUGAUAGCAGUUUUCGUCACUUUCCAAAAGGAGAGAAGUAUAGCAUUGGCAGACUUACCCUUGAAAAACAGGCAGCAAAGCAACUCCCAGCAGCUGUGCUUUACCAGAAACAGAUGAAGAACAAAAAGGCCAUAAUAGACCCCAAGGCCAUUACUAAGUUUUCACCAAUUCAGGAGAGUAGGGACCUGGAGCCUGACUUUGGCAACUACAUGGGAUCCGGGGCCUCCUCUGUAACAAAUCUGGCUGCGACAGCUAGGUUGCUUCAGGAUGAGAUUACAUUUGGGAUCAGGAAAAACUUGUCUGAACAGCAGAAAUAUCUAGGCUCCUCUCUGGGGGUCAAUCUAGCUGGUUCUCUUAAUAUUGGGCAGUCUAUAGGACUAGGAUCCACUAUCAGGGCAACAGCCCAGGAUGAUGGGACCUACCCAAGUGGAAGCCGUUCCCGACCCUCAUCUCGUCCCUCCUCCCGCCCCUCUUCAGUUUAUGGAUUGGAUCUAUCUAUCAAAAGGGAUCUAUCCAGCUCUUCACUUCGACUUAAAACAGAAGGAGAAGUCCUGGAUGCAGCUUUUGCCCCUGGUGUGGCCAGAGCAAAGCCAACCAGUUUGCCUAUCAGCCAAAGCCGGGGCCGUAUUCCCAUUGUGGCUCAGAACUCCGAAGAGGAGAGCCCUCUGAGUCCGGUGGGGCAGCCUAUGGGAAUGGCUAGAGCCUCAGCUGGACCUCUCCCUCCAAUUUCUGCUGAUUCCAGGGACCAAUUUGGGUCUAGCCAUUCCUUGCCUGAGGUGCAGCAGCAUAUGAGGGAGGAAUCUCGGACUCGAGGCUAUGACCGGGACAUUGCAUUCAUCAUGGAUGACUCGCAAGGAGCAAUGUCUGACAGUGAAGCACUAAGUGAGUCCAUGCUGACUUUGAACAGAGAUGAUGCCAGAAUCUUUCAUGAAAGUAUCAGACACGCCUACCAUCUAAGGAACGAGGACACGGAUUGGUUUGAUAAGCCAAGAGAAGGGCAUCCACACAGCGGGGACAGGAGACAGAUGAAAUUGGCCCCAUAUGCCUUCCCUCACAUUCGCUUCAAGCUUAUGAGAGACCUGAAGGACACCAGUGUCUCCGGAAACGGACUUGGGAUCCGUGUGGUAGGUGGGAAGCAGAUCCCGGGAGGCCGAGGAGAGAUUGGAGCCUACAUUGCCAAAGUUAUCCCUGGUGGUGCAGCAGAACAGACAGGAAGAGUUGUGGAGGGAAUGCAGGUGUUAGAGUGGAAUGGAAUCACUCUCACAGGAAAGACUUAUGAAGAAGUGCAGUGCAUCGUGGGCCAGCCAUGUGCAGAGGCGGAGCUCUGUGUGAGACUUGACCUUAACAUGCUGUCUGACCCCGAGCACCCACAAGCCCUGGAGCACCAUGUCCAGCUUAAGGCUGUGGGUGGGCAGCGUUCACCUGGAGUGGAUCCUAAGCAGCUGGCUGCAGAGCUGCAGAAGGUGUCCCAGCAGCAGGCUCCUAUUGGGCCUGGGGGUAUCGGGGUCCUUUCUGCACUUGAGCGCUCUGCACUCCUCCACUCGGGUACGGGAUCAGCUGCAUCCAGUGGUGUACCCAGCCCUGGCCAGCCUGCAUCCCCUGCUAUCAACAAGAAACAACGGCAAAAGCCAACUGACUCACUGAGGACACUUCCUCCUAUCACUGGAGAAAUUCAGCUCCAGAUCAACUAUGACAGAAACCUCGGAAACCUGAUCGUCCACGUCCUGCAGGCUAGAAACCUGGCCCCAAGAGACAACGACAGCUACUCUGACCCCUUUGUCAAGGUCUACCUCUUACCUGGGAGAGGCCAAGUCAUGGUUGUCCAGAAUGCAAGCGCUGAUAACAAGAGAAGGACCAAGUAUGCCCAGAAGACCAUGAACCCAGAGUGGAACCAGACUGUCAUCUACAAGAACAUCCAUCUGGAGCAGCUAAAGAAAAAGACCCUGGAGGUCACAGUGUGGGACUAUGACAGAUCAUCCUCAAAUGACUUCCUCGGAGAGGUGUUAAUUGACUUAUCCAACACGGCCCAGCUAGACAAUACUCCACGCUGGCUGCCCCUGAAGGAGCAGAGUGAGAGUAUUGAACAUAACAGAGCACACCUGGGAGACGGGAGCCACGAUUCACCUAAAAACUCUGUAAUCAAGAGUAGAAGCCACGGAAUCUUCCCUGAUCCAGCCAAAGAUAUGCAGAUGCUGCCAUUAGAAAAGUCUCACAGCAGCCCUGGCAGCUCCAAGUCUUCCUCUGAUGGCCAACUGCGCUCCCAUGGCCCCUCCCGAAGCCAAAGCAAGAGUAGCGUCACUCAGGCCCAUCUCGAGGAUGCUGGGAUAGCCAUUGCUGCCGCCGAGGCUGCCGUGCAACAAUCCCGUCUGCAACCAAGACCAGGACACAGACUGGCUGAUGUGUCAGGAUCGGUGGUGCUGUCUGCCCCAAGUCUUGUGGGUGAUGCCUACAGUGGCCUGGAUGGAGACGAUGAGGAGGGCACUGGAGUGGACAGUGCCAUUUUUCAAGUUCCACGCAUUGGGAAGACUAUUCCUAACGGCACCGACAAAAACCAACUAGAGACAACAGAAAUUGAAGGUGGUAAAACACAAGUAAUGGGGGAGAUCAAAGUCGCUCUGAAGAAGGAGGUGAAGACAGAAGGAGACCAACUGGUCUUGGAGAUACUUCAAUGCAGAAACAUCACUUACAAGUUCAAGAGUCCUGAUCACCUACCAGACCUGUAUGUGAAGUUGUACGUGGUGAAUAUAGCCACUCAGAAGAGAAUCAUCAAGAAGAAGACUAGGGUCUGUCGACAUGACAGAGAGCCAUCUUUCAACGAGACUUUCAGAUUUCCCCUCAACCCAACAGGACACUCCAUACAGCUUUUCCUGGUGUCCAAUGGAGGCAAGUUUGUGAAGAAGACCCUGAUAGGGGAAGCCUACAUCUGGCUUGACAAAGUGGACAUGAGGAAAAGAGUGGUCAGCUGGCACAAGUUGUUUGUCAGCACCACUCAGACCAACCCCUGAGCACUAAAUGGAAAAGAUGGAGAUGCAGUACACCCGCGAGAGGUGAAGUCCUAAUGUUCUAGAAUGUACUAGACACUUGAUUUGAUGAAAAAAGAUGAAUAAAAGAAAAGAAAAGUGCAAGAAGAGGAACUAAAACGAUUCAUUAAAUUCCUCCAUUCUUCCUUUACUUUCUCACUUAUGAGUUACAGGAAAGAGGGAAUUGUGUACUAAUACCAUAACAACUGUAUCAGAACAACACUGCCAGCACACAUUCACCUCCUUACAUGUCAAGUUUCUGCUUGCUGUGGACUCAGCAGUAACCCGGAUUUGAGGACAGCAAUGUCUUUUUCACCUAAGUUUGAUGCCACGAUCCUAAUGAGAUUCUGUUGUUUUGGUGCUGUGCAAUGAAUCUAACAUAUCUAUAAAAGAAAAAGAAGGGAAAAAUGUAUAACUGACUUGAUCACAGAGUAAUUAACUGAAUAAGCAUUGUGUUUUUCUAAUAUGGAAGUCGUCGUUGUAAUGCAGAAUGAUGGUUGUGUCAUGUGUGGGCAUCAGUGGUUGAAAUAUUUAAAGACGAAGGAAUGCAAAGUGUUAAUGUAUGAAAGUCUUUAAUGUAAAAAGAAAAUCUAUAUGUAGAAGUCAGAGUUAUGGAUGAAACAUGUACAGCUCUUCAGAUUGUACAUAUCUCACAUUACAGAUUACAGAGCAUAUCAGAGAAUCACAUUGUACAGAGUGAAGUUUAUAUAAUAUACAGAUAUCAGAUGCAGAAUAUAUCUAAAUACAGUAUAAGAGUCGUUCUCUUGUCAUUAGAGUAUAUAUAAUAAAAUAUAGACAUAUGAUCUCUAUUAGACUGAGGCUGUGGGUGGCGCACUGACAAUCCAGUAGGCUACUUGAGUCUAUGGUGUAGGCAGUCUUAAUAGCUGUUCUGUGAAUGUGGACCUACAUGAGGAAAAUAGCUCCUCGGUCCUCUGAUCACACCAAUGCACUGCUAGGCAUUCAACAGAUUAAAACAAUUCAAGAACAACAACCAGUGACAUAUUACUAUCUCACUGGCAUCCUGUUGUGUAGUGCAGGUUAGAAUUACACUUAACUGAAAAGUGUUUUGUCUUUUAGAGUCCAGAAUACAUGCUGUUUUGAAUGUUACAAGUCAACUCAAGAGGACAACCAGAGUUACUCACAUUUGUGUCAUGUGUACAUUUUACUUAAAGGCUGUCAUAGAUGCUCAGAGUAGACUAAUAUUUUUUUUCUGUAGCCCAUAAUGUAAUUACAUUGUUACAAUGGGCAUAUAGUUCACGCAAGUUGUGUCAAAACCAUGUGUAGAUCUGCAACUGUCAUUACUUCAGUAUGGCAGCUCUGCUUCCAGUGUAGUAGUAACGUCCCAUGAUCUGAGUUUUACCCAAUGUCAUUUUAAAAUGAAGAAAAAAAAUAUCCUUCAGUCAAAUGUCAAGGUUCCCUGUUUGUUUGUCUGACUGUGCUGUGAAACUCACUGUGCUGUUUGUGUCAGUGACCCCCUGUUUCAACACAGUGAACCAGCCUCUCACACUGCCUGUGAACGCUCACUCAGGCCCACCAGGGUUCAGUCAUAGUCAAGUCUGAAGAACACAAAGGGCCAAGUCUCAGUGGGUGACCCCUGUAUAUGUCUGGUAAUCAUUUUGACACAAUAUCCAUACAAUAAAAAAGAAAACACUAUCACAUGACUCCAAGAAGUAAUGUCAGUGUAUUUAGGAAUAUCACAGGGCUGAUGCAAUUUUUUUAAAGAGAUCAACUUGGAUCAAGAUGUCAAUUAAAUCUAAGCAGAUCAUAAUAAAAAAAGAGAACAUUAAAGGAAGGGAACAUGGCAGAUUUUAAGUGGUUAUUUUACUGUGCCAACCUUAUUUUUUUUAUUCCAGACCCAUUGGUUAUUAAUUCUAUGCAACAUAGAUGUGUUUGAAUGCAUUUGUUUUUUUGGGAUUAAAUGUUAUAUCUGUAAACAUAUGAUUUAAAUAAUGUUUAAUAGUAAAUGUAACUUUAGUUUGUACACCAUGAAAUGAAAAUAUUAAAUAAAUUAAUUUUUUACUGAUUUUAAUAUAAAUUAAUGUUAACCUCUGUUAACGUUAACAUUGAGCUCGUGCACUUUAUUAUGACAUUGUUCAGUUUCUUGUCUCAUCUUAACUUUCACAUCAUGCUAGACACUGUGUUUUGUGUUUCUGCACAGACAUGAAAUAGUUCAUAAUGUAUUUGGCGGCAGAAAAGUUGUGGUGUGCAUUUUGUAUCAAUGUGGCAAAAGAAAACAUGCAGACAUGUUGGGGUUCCUAAAUACAAUGCACAAUCCUGGCAGAAGGUACCCUUACUACAUCAUACUCAUAGUCUAAUUAACAGUCCGUGUACAAAGUACAGUAUAUUAAACAUAAUCCAUCAAUGCUCAGUCAUGACUGUUUGACCCCUCGUGUUUUAAUAGGCUUCCCUCGCGCUAACUACUGUUUGUUUGAAUCAGCUGUUGCCUGUUAUUGUGAAACCAUCCAUUUGUUGUCGUUCAGAGGAGUGUGAAUGUGACUCAAGUCCUUUGACAUGUGUACAUAAAGUGUUUAUUUUCUACAAAGAUUGAAUGUUUAUAUUGUCUGAAGUUUGAGCAUGUGAGUGUCGGAUAAAAAAAAAAAAUCACAAUUAGACUUAAACUUGUACAGCAAUGCGUGUCUAUAGUUGUAUAAGGGGAGUUGACUGUGUUAUCAUGUGAUGUCAACUAAUGACUAUCUGUGCAACCACGUCCCGUAAAACAGCGGAAACAACACAAAGGGAUAAAAAAAUAAUAAUAAUCUAUUCAACUUCAAUAGUUGUCUGAGACUUUAUGUUUUGGAUGUUGCAUGUUCUGUUGAUGGUUCGUCUGUAUAUUUUGCCUACAGAUUAUGUUUAAAAGAGACAGAAUAUGUAAAGAUUUAUCUGUAUGCUGACUGUAAAGAGAUAUGCUUGUACAAUUGUCUUGUUUUUCACUCAGUGUAAAAACAAAGAAUCUAAUGUUAUGGUUUUGUGGUUGUACACAGGAUGUGUUGAGAUAUUAUGCAAAUUGUGCUGUAAAAAAUCAGCUGUUUCCCCUGAAUCUAAAGAAUAAAUAUUAAGAAGAGCUAUAUUAC
Messenger RNA from Notolabrus celidotus (New Zealand spotty), 19688 nucleotides. It is a transcript of the gene pclob, whose product is annotated as piccolo presynaptic cytomatrix protein b. Gene Ontology annotation, cellular component: axon; glutamatergic synapse; GABA-ergic synapse. Gene Ontology annotation, molecular function: protein binding; structural constituent of presynaptic active zone; metal ion binding. Lineage: Eukaryota; Metazoa; Chordata; Actinopteri; Labriformes; Labridae. The transcript is spliced from 38 exons. The coding region runs from base 1 to 16602 and encodes 5533 amino acids. The record is from RefSeq and is a predicted model, not a curated record. Gene Ontology annotation, biological process: protein localization to synapse; presynaptic active zone assembly.